UUAAAAGAAAAACGUAUGGAAUUGCGCAUGAAGGAGAUGAAUUUCUUUUCAGCUGUCCCUUUAGCAUAAGGAAUGUGUUGUGGCAUAAUAACAAAAGUCAAUCAGAAUAUUUCACUGUCAGGCUUUGCGACAUACUGGACCAACAAAUGAGAUUAUGGUUGAGGCGUGUUGAGAUUUGAGGGAGUAAACUGGACACCGUAAAGUGGUUUUGGCUCUGAAAAGCCUCAUCAUGUGUGCAUCAGUGAAGUAUGGUUCCCGGGGUCCUGCACUCAUACCCCGUAUGAAGACUAAACACCGGAUAUACUACAUCACCCUCUUUUCUGUAGUCUUACUGGGGUUGAUCGCAACAGGGAUGUUCCAGUUCUGGCCUCACUCCAUUGAAUCCUCUGCAGAGUGGAGUCUGGACCGUCGUAGUGUGCAUGAUGCUCCUUUGGUCAGGAUACCUGUAAGCAGCCCUAUUCCUGAGAGGGGUGACCUGAGCUGUCGAAUGCACACUUGCUUUGAUGUGUAUCGCUGUGGAUAUAAUCCCAAGAAUAAAAUCAAGGUGUACAUCUAUCCUCUUCAGCGAUUUGUGGACGAGGUCGGGGUGCCCAUCAGCAGCACUGGUCUGUCUCGAGAGUACAAUGACCUUCUGAGCGCCAUCUCGGACAGUGAUUUUUACACUGAUGAUGUAACCAGAGCGUGUCUGUUCUUACCCUCCAUUGAUGUGUUGAAUCAGAACUCUCUGCGGAUUCGUGAAACCGCUCAAGCACUAGCGAUGCUGCCUAGGUGGGACAAAGGAAUGAACCACCUGCUGUUCAAUAUGCUUCCUGGGGGACCCCCUGAUUACAAUACAGCUCUGGAUGUGCCGAGGGACAGAGCCCUGCUGGCUGGUGGAGGCUUCUCCACUUGGACAUACAGGCAGGGUUAUGAUGUCAGCAUCCCCGUGUAUAGCCCUUUAUCUGCUGAAGUGGACCUUCCUGAGAGGCAGCCAGGGCCCCGACGCUACUUCAUUCUGUCAUCUCAGACGGCCAUCCAUCGGGAAUACCGUGUGGAACUGGAGAGGCUGAAGGAGGAGAAUGGGGAGGCCCUGCUCCUCCUAGAUAAAUGCAGUAAUCUCUCACAGGGCUUGGCUUCGGUCAGAAAACGCUGCUAUAAAGGACAGGUCUACGACUACCCACAAAUCUUACAGGAGUCAUCAUUCUGUGUGGUUCUGCGAGGGGCCCGCCUCGGCCAAGCCACGCUUAGUGACGUGCUGCAGGCUGGAUGUGUCCCUGUCAUCAUGGCUGAUUCUUACAUUCUGCCUUUUUCUGAAGUGCUGGACUGGAAAAGGGCGUCUGUUGUCAUUCCAGAAGAGAAGUUGCCAGAGAUGUACACUAUUUUGAAGAGCAUCCCUCACAGACAGGUGGAAGAGAUGCAGAGACAGGCCCGCUGGUUCUGGGAAGCCUACUUCAGCUCCAUGAAGGCUAUUGGCUUGACCACUCUCCAGAUCAUUAACGAUCGCAUCUACCCCUAUGCAGCUCGUACCUACGAAGAGUGGAACAAUCCUUUUGUAGUUAAAUGGUCAAGUGUGAACAGUCCACUUUUCCUUCCUCUCAUACCCCCACGUUCACCUGGGUUCACGGCUGUGGUGUUGACCUACGAUCGAAUCGAAAGUCUCUUUAGGGUCAUCACUGAGAUCUCCAAGGUGCCCAGCUUGGCCAAACUACUGGUGGUGUGGAAUAACCAGAACAAGAGCCCCCCUGAAGAGUCACUCUGGCCCAAAGUCGCAGUACCUCUUAAAGUGGUUCGCACCAAAGAAAAUAAGCUCAGCAAUCGCUUCUUCCCGUUUGAUGAGAUCGAAACAGAAGCUGUCCUGGCCAUUGAUGAUGACAUCAUCAUGCUGACCUCAGAUGAGCUGCAGUUUGGAUACGAGGUAUGGCGUGAGUUUCCAGAUAGACUUGUUGGAUAUCCCGGACGGCUCCACUUAUGGGACCACGAAAUGGGCAAGUGGAAAUAUGAAUCUGAGUGGACCAAUGAAGUGUCAAUGGUGUUGACUGGAGCUGCGUUCUAUCAUAAGUACUUCAACUAUCUCUACACAUACAAAAUGCCCGGGGACAUUAAGAACUGGGUGGAUGCUCAUAUGAACUGUGAGGAUAUUGCCAUGAAUUUCCUUGUGGCCAACAUCACUGGCAAAGCCCCAAUAAAGGUUACUCCUCGGAAGAAAUUCAAAUGCCCGGAGUGCACAGCCAUUGACGGGUUGUCCUUAGACCAGACACACAUGGUGGAGAGGUCUGAGUGCAUAAACAAGUUCGCCACCGUGUUUGGCACCAUGCCUCUGAAGGUUGUCGAGCACCGUGCCGAUCCUGUACUCUAUAAAGACGACUUCCCAGAGAAACUCAAAAGUUUCCCCAACAUUGGUAGUCUGUGACACUACCACAACUUUCUUUCACCACUUUUAUCUCUCAAACAGGCUAUGGGAACUCCAGGAUUUCUCUCUCCCGUUCUGUAUCUGACCUAUUGACUUUCGAGGAGUGCCGUUCCAUUAGUGGUGUAAUGGGAAAUUAUGCACUGUAUAACUUAUUAUCAUGUUUUCACUCUUGAGGAUGGUUGCUGAAGCAGGACGGUACAUCGAGUCGGAUGAUAAUUUCUGUGAGGACAUGUCAGAGCUUGGCUCGGUCUUAAAUCUUCCUUGUGGUUGACACUAUAUCUGUUUGAUGAAAGUGAACGCAUAGAGAUGAAUCACAGCCCACUUGUUAAUAGUGGAGGAUAUAUAUAUAUUAAUGUAAUUUUACAUUUAUAGUUUAACUCAUUAUUAUUUUUUUUUUAAAGAUAUGCAUUACGCUGAACAAAUUGUAGCAUAACUUGAACUGAAUAUCUCAGAUGUUGGGUUGGGGCCAUUAGUUUGUACGUGAGAUAUUGUUUUGCACAGUCACUGUUAGUGAUUUUAAUUCUACGGUUUGAGUUAUAUCAGUUUGACAUUUCAUUUUAUAUUCGGUUGCUGACUUUUUGAAUGUUGCUGGAGUAAAAAAAGUAUUUUAUAUAAAUGUUCCCUAUUUAGUUCAACUCUUGUCUGCCUAAUUAAAGCAUAUUUUGGGUAUUACUAGAUAUUAAAAGACAAUAUUUGCAGAGUUAUAUACUGUACAGCUGAUAACAAUAUGGUUAGAUGCCAUGAAGUUGCAAAGAACUCAUUCUCAAUGUAUUCUAGUCACAUUUCUUUUUGAUAUCUUCAUUUGUUUGAACCGUUUUGUUUGUUUUUUACGUUAAGAUGUAUUAUAUGUAAUAAACAGAGUGUGGAAAAAAGAAAUACUUAAUUUAGAGAUGUGCAUUUUGACUAUGAAAGUACUUUUUUUUCUAUAUACAUGCAUUUUUGACCAUUGCAUUGCAUCUUGGUGUUUUUAUAGCAUCUCGCAAUGUGAGUGUGGCAUUUUUAAAAUGGUUUGUUUAACAAAAUUAAACAAAAAAUGUUAUACAAGAACAUUAAUUUGG
Messenger RNA from Labeo rohita (rohu), 3447 nucleotides. RefSeq names its product exostosin glycosyltransferase 2 (gene ext2). Lineage: Eukaryota; Metazoa; Chordata; Actinopteri; Cypriniformes; Cyprinidae. The record is from RefSeq and is a predicted model, not a curated record. The coding region runs from base 230 to 2389 and encodes 719 amino acids. Gene Ontology annotation, cellular component: membrane. The transcript has 15 exons. Gene Ontology annotation, molecular function: glycosyltransferase activity.